Messenger RNA from Auxenochlorella protothecoides, 399 nucleotides. Its product is annotated as O-acetylserine sulfhydrylase. The record is from RefSeq and is a predicted model, not a curated record. The transcript has 2 exons. NCBI's taxonomy places the organism in Eukaryota, Viridiplantae, Chlorophyta, Trebouxiophyceae, Chlorellales, Chlorellaceae. Gene Ontology annotation, cellular component: cytoplasm. Gene Ontology annotation, molecular function: cysteine synthase activity. The coding region runs from base 1 to 399 and encodes 132 amino acids.
AUGACCCCUUUCCCUCUGCGCCGCGCGUCCGAGCAGAUUGAGGGGCUGGGCGCGGGUUUCAUCCCGCGAGUCCUGGACUUCAGCCUGCUGGACGAGGUACUGCGCGUGCGCACGCAGGAGGCCGUGGCGGUUGCGCGGAAGCUGGCCCAGGAGGAGGGCAUCCUGUGCGGCAUCUCCUCGGGCGCAGCCGUGCACGCCGCGUACAAGGUGGCGCAGCGUCCGGAGAAUGCGGGCAAGCGCAUAGUGGUGGUGCUGCCCUCCUUUGGCGAGCGCUACCUGUCCUCCGUCCUGUACAGCCAGCUGUGGACCCAGGACGCGACGGAGGAGGACGAGAUGCCGGCCGAGUGGCGCAUGCACAACGGGCUGUACGUGGCCGAUCGCGACCCGCCCAAGCUGUGA